GAGAGGAGACGAGGCCUGUGCCUGGCAAUUUGCCGUCCGCUUCCCAUUCUUCCUAUGCAGACAGACACACAACAUGGCGGACUAGGAUAGUCGGCCGACGCGCCCGGAUACAGAGGAUAAACCGUGGGAUUUAACACCUUGGGGGGUUUAGAAAGUACCCGCGUAAGGGCCGAUAAAUCAGGGCGAAUCAAGGAUUUUUCUCCGGGAGGGGGGAGCUGUUCCUGCCUGGAUUAAGCACACGAACUAACUGCGAAGUGUUGUCUGUGUGUCCCGGAUCGUGCUUCCCUCCUCUGCUGUCGCCCAGGUCUCCCCCCCACCCCCUCCACCCCACCCCGCGCAGGCUCUCGGUUCCUGGGGCUUCCUCUGGACGAUAAAGAGUUGUGGGAGACGGGGAACAAUUGGAUUUGUAGGCUAAUAGCAUCCUGAUUGACGACAUAACUUGAUCAUCGUGCCCCAUUUCAGCCCGCGGUCCGCGCCAAAAAAUCGCUCUGCUAAAACCAGAGUGACCACGCUGUACGAAUGAGUGAUUGAUGCUAACUUCGCUUCUUCAGGGCAGAAUGGGUGUGUGUCCCCUGCUCCUGCUGCUCGGUCUCGCCCUCGGGGCCACAGUCCAGGAUCAUGUCCCUAUCACAAGUCCUCCAAAUAUCUCUGCCAGAGCUACGGGGCCCCCUGCCGCACCCUCCCUCAACUCUACAGUCGCACAGCCCCCCCCAGGCCCAACCACAACGCUGGACCCCACAAUCAGCCCGGUGACAACAACAACAACAACCGCAAAAACAACCCCAAGCCCAGCCGGCGAGGAGGAUGCACAACCGGCCGGUCGCAACGCCACUGUGCGUCUGUUACCAGUCCCAGCUCCUUCCCCUCCAGCCGCCGGCGAGGCCCCCCAGGAGCCAGCGAGCAGCGAGCCUCCCUCUCCUCCCACCCCUACGGGGGUAGACAACAGCAACAACGACACCACCGGCGUCCCUACAGACGCGCCAACUCCGGACUCUUUUUUAACGGAUUUAUUCACUGUGGAUGCGCACACCACCACGGAACCUGGCGCGGGCUUCACCUCGGACAGCAGCCCGCACGACAACGACCAGUCUGACGACACGCCCGUCAUAGCUGUCAUGGUGGCCCUGUCCUCCCUGCUGGUCAUCAUCUUCAUCAUCAUCAUCCUCUACAUGCUCAGGUUUAAGAAGUACAAGCAGGCGGGAAGCCAUUCAAACUCCUUCAGACUGACCAAUGGUAGAUCAGAUGAUACAGAACUCCAGAGCGUCCCGCUAUUGGCCCGGUCGCCCAGCACAAACAGGAAGUACCCGCCCCUUCAUGUCGACAAACUUGAGGAAGAAAUGAACCGUCGCAUGGCAGAUGACAACAAGCUCUUCAGGGAGGAGUUUAAUGCGCUGCCAGUGUGCCCCAUUCAGGCAUCAUGCGACGCUGCUUCCAAAGAAGAGAAUAAGGAGAAGAACAGAUACGUAAACAUCUUGCCUUAUGAUCACUCCAGGGUGCAUCUGUCCUCUCUGGAGGGAGUUCCAGACUCGGACUUUGUCAACGCCUCCUUCAUAAAUGGUUACCAAGAGAAGAAUAAGUUUAUUGCAGCUCAAGGGCCUAAGGAGGAAACUGUAAAUGACUUUUGGCGGAUGAUCUGGGAGCAGAACACAGCAACCAUUGUCAUGGUGACCAAUCUGAAGGAGAGAAAAGAGUCACCCGCUCUGUUUCAGUGUAAGUGUGCCCAGUACUGGCCGGACCAGGGCUGUUGGACAUACGGGAACAUCCGUGUGUCUGUAGAAGACACAAUGGUUCUGGUGGACUACACCAUCCGCAAGUUCUGCAUCCAACAGGUGGGAGACGUUUCUGGGAAGAAGCCUCAGAGGCUCGUCACCCAGUUCCACUUCACCAGCUGGCCAGACUUCGGGGUGCCGUUCACCCCUAUUGGCAUGCUCAAGUUCCUCAAGAAAGUCAAGAAUUAUAACCCCCAGUACGCCGGGGCCAUUGUGGUCCAUUGUAGUGCCGGCGUUGGGAGGACUGGUACGUUCAUUGUGAUCGAUGCCAUGUUGGACAUGAUGAACUCUGAGAGAAAGGUGGACGUGUUUGGCUUCGUCACCAGGAUCAGAGCCCAGCGCUGCCAGAUGGUCCAAACGGAUAUGCAGUACGUGUUCAUCUUUCAGGCGUUGUUAGAGCACUACCUGUACGGAGACACCGAGCUGGAGGUGACCUCUCUGGAAUCCCACCUGGCCAAACUCUACUCCCCCUCACCAGGAGCGGGCUGCAACGGGCUGGAGGCCGAAUUCAAGAAGCUGACUUCCAUCAAGAUUCAAAAUGACAAGAUGAGAACAGGCAACCUCCCCGCAAACAUGAAGAAGAACCGAGUGCUACAGAUCAUUCCAUAUGAGUUCAACAGAGUGAUCAUUCCAGUUAAACGAGGAGAGGAGAACACCGACUACGUCAAUGCCUCUUUCAUUGAUGGCUACCGUCAGAAGGACUCCUACAUGGCGAGCCAGGGCCCCCUCCAGCACACCAUAGAGGACUACUGGAGGAUGAUCUGGGAGUGGAGAAGCUGCUCCAUAGUCAUGCUCACUGAGCUGGAGGAGAGAGGACAGGAAAAGUGUGCUCAGUAUUGGCCCAGUGAUGGAGUGGUGGUCCACGGGGACAUCUCCAUUGAGAUUAAAAGGGAGGAGGAGAGCGAGAGCUACACAGUGCGUGACCUCCUGGUCACCAACAACAGGGAGAACAAAGCUCGAGCGGUCCGUCAGUUCCACUUCCAUGGCUGGCCAGAGGUGGGCAUCCCCACCGACGGCAAAGGCAUGAUCAACAUCAUUGCUGCGGUGCAGAAACAGCAGCAGCAGUCUGGCAACCAUCCAAUUACUGUGCACUGCAGUGCCGGUGCUGGCCGGACGGGGACCUUCUGUGCGCUAAGCACGGUCCUGGAAAGGGUGAAGGCGGAGGGCAUCCUGGAUGUCUUCCAGACGGUCAAGAGCCUCCGACUGCAGAGACCACACAUGGUGCAGACAUUGGAGCAAUACGAGUUCUGCUACAAAGUGGUCCAGGAGUAUAUCGAUGCCUUUUCUGACUACGCCAACUUCAAGUAGGGACUUGCCAUAGAUGGAUGGAUGGAUUUCUGCACACACAAACAUAUGCACGCACCACAGCACACAGACACACACACACACACACACAUGCAUUGCCAUGCUGAAAACUGCAUAUUCCCAUCUGAUGGAUUUAAAAAAAGACUCAUCACAACUUUAUCUGUGGCUGGGAUGAACUGCCCGCAGGGAAAGGGAUCAGAGGCCUCGACCUGGAGGACAGGACAGGGCAGCGCAGAUGGACAGAUGACUGCGAUGCCUUCUUGGAUAUUUUGUAAUAUUGGUCUUGUUAUUAUAGCCCUUUGCACCUAUUUGCUUCCCAUCUUCCUCUAACCUGCCCCAUAUGUAUAUACACUUGAGGUGUUGCAGCUUAUUACUUUGGUUUCAGACACAGUUUUGAGUUUGGCUGCAUUUUCGGGUGGCACCUGUAAUAUACUUUACUAAAUAUAAACCGAAUAAUUUGGAGGCUAAUGUAAAAAAAAAAAAAAGAAUUGACGGGAUGAUGUUUGGAUUUAUUUUUUAUCCUUUUGGGAUAGAGACUCAAAAUAUAUUUGGCUUGAACAGAGCCCUGCUGUGACAUGUGUUUUAGCCGACUUUGAACAUUUACAGCGUAAUCCAGCCUUUUCUCCACUGCUAGACAUUCAUACAUUACAGUUUCUCUCCUUAGGUUUGAGAUUUCACUCACAAUGAUGUGAUGUAUCUGACAAACUCGGGUUGAUGCCAAAACACACACACUUAACACACAGGAGCCAUUCAUUUUUUUCCUGUGUGUUGGCUUACCGUUGUUUUUACAUCACUGUCGUCUGUCUACAGGAGGCAAAAGUGCUGCACUCACUUUGUUACGCAAGUCUGAGACCACGUUUAGACAUUUAGGACAAGAAAGCAAUUUUACUGUUCAAUGAUCUGUAGCCAACACACUCCUUGACUACAAUAAGAAAUUGGAAAUAUGGAAAUAAAUACCCAUCUUUUAAUAAAUUUUAAGGAAUAUUGGUCAAGAUUUUACGUUGAAAAAUGAUUUUUUUUUACUCUUUCAAAGCUUGUUACUGCAGCAAUGGUCAUGUUGAAAAGCCAAAUCACAAACGGCACAAUAACGGGUAACUCCAUUAUUGCAUCAAGAAAUAAACAAUGUUAUACAGCCAGCAUAUUUCUUCACUUGUUUACAGACGCAUGUCAGUAUUCUAUUAGAUUGUAUUGUUCUUUUCUGUUUCCUUUGAGUCUGCCUGAAUCAACUCAUUUAUUAUUUCUUCUAUAUCAGCCUCACAUCACGCUGUAUUGUCACAAUUUUGAAAGAUUGAUUUCUUUUUGCUUUCCCACCAUGAACACAGAUACUGAAGAAUGUCUCUCGUAAAAUGAAUGCUGUUUGCUAACAUGUUCCUUAAAAAUUGUUACUUGGAUAGUGACGAUUCCCAUGCCAUGUGUGCAGAGUUGUUUUUAAUGGCUGUCCCUUUAGGACACUAAGACUUGGAUUAAACUAUUUUGUUUCUGGGGAGUUACCAAUUGAGGCCGUGCUCACAAUUGAGAUGAAUGAUGACCGUUCGCAGCAGGGCUUCAGGUACUGACCAAGUCAGCUCAGAAAAUCAACUUGCAAAUUAAAAGAAAAAAUCAGCCAUCAGUCAUUCAAAUGGUUUGGAGUGUUCAGAUAGCAUUCCUCACCUGGUUUUUAUCCAUUUUAAGGCCACGAUGUUCAAUUAUACUUCUUUAAAAAGUUUUCAAGCUAUUUAAAAAAAAAAGUGAAGCUUUUAAUAGAGAAUAACCACAUUCUGGUGCUUGCUUUGCAUCAAAACCAUUUUAUGUUGAAUUACUUUUCUUGCAAGGAGCACAAUCAGUCCUAAUCUGAUGGUGGUGGACAACGUAUUCAAAAUUACAUGCUGAAUUUUUUGGGAAGGGGGAUUUUGUCAGAUGUGGAUCGUUUGUGAACUCAUGCACUAUUUGCACCAAAAGCAAAGCCAUUAAAAUAUAUAUAUGGCCUUGAUAAGAAACAUGAGAAAUAUAUUUGGACUCAAGAUGAAGCCCCGAGUUAAGCCUUCUUCUACUAGGAACUAAAAAUAGCAGAUAUUUGGAUUGACCAGUCACUGAAAUGUUUGCAGCUUGUGCAUAGACAUCAUUCUUCUGUUCCAAAGCAUCACAAGUGCCCGCACAAAUAGUUAGGUGCCCUUAUGUUCUUCAUCUAUCUACCUUUUCACUUAUUGGGUAUUCAAUCUAUAGAAAAGGGGAUGCUUCUGUUUGGCUGUUCUGUCUGUGUUUAAAUGACAUGUUUUUUGUGAUUUCAUUUGACAGCAACACGUGACACUGUGCCAACCCAUGAAACCCACUCCUUUGAUAUUAAACCUUCCUCACUGGUAGGUUUAAAAUAUAUAUAUAUAUAUAUAUAUAUAUAUAUAUAUAUAUAUAUAUAUAUAUAUGUGGUGCAGGCAUUGCCAUCCUAAAAGCUGCCAUGUGUAUUUUCCUGAACUUGCAUGUGUCUCCUUAAUUACCACCUGCAAAUCAAUAGGGCCAAAACCAGUGGGGUCAGUCAUCCUCCCUUUCACAUUCCCUCUAGUCGUAUAUUUGUGCAGCUCAAACUAACGUUGAGAUCACUUUUAAAAUGAUUUCCAUCUUUAUUGAAUGGCUUUACUUCAUUCCAUAUGAUUGAAAUGUUGUAUCCAUGACAAGUAAUCAAUUGUGGGUACCCAAAUGUUCUAUUAAGUAUUUUCUAUCCACAACAAAUACAAAUGCAAACCAAGGGGAACCAGACAGUUGUCCCUAUUUUGCAUCUCUUCGUUCCCUGCAUUGAAUGCCCUGGAGAAUCAAACUGGGUCUCCGUUAUUAGAGCGUCAUAGUAGGGGAAAAUGGAAGUCCAACUUCUCUCUUCUUUCUACCUUUCUAAAUGUCCUUAAUGUCUCACUCACUGCUGUCCACUGUCCAUGCUUCAUUUUCCUGUUUCUCCUGUCCGUGGACCAUUUCUUCAGUGGUCACUGCCCACUCCCUUUUGUACAUAAUGUAAGGUUAUUUAUAUUUCAUUCCUGUCUGCUGCCUUAUAUUUUCUUCUCCCUUCACCCUUCUUUUAAUAAAAAAAACAAUGUAUAUUGAACUGUAUCGGGACCAUUUUGAAAUGUAUUAGAUAUUUUGUUUUGGCCAUUUUUAAUUUGGUAAAACUGUCUUAAGCAAAUCCUAUUUUUAAUUUGCCAAUGUUUGUUUCUGGUGUUUUGAUAUUCAACAUUUGAAUAUAUGUAUAUAUAAUUAUAUAUAUAUAUAUAUAAUUAUAUAAUGCCCAAUGGCCUUUUUAAGCAAGAUACUGUUCAAACCUAAUAAAGUGCUUGAGAUUGUA
Molecule: messenger RNA, 6378 nt
Organism: Gasterosteus aculeatus aculeatus (three-spined stickleback)
Lineage: Eukaryota; Metazoa; Chordata; Actinopteri; Perciformes; Gasterosteidae
Gene: ptpra
Product: protein tyrosine phosphatase receptor type A
Biological process (GO): protein dephosphorylation
Molecular function (GO): protein tyrosine phosphatase activity
Source: RefSeq, a predicted model, not a curated record